AUGUUACCUGUUCCACCUGUGGUAAAUCAACACACAAAAAAGGUGAUGAAUGAUUUUGUGUUUUCCAUGGGCCCAUAUCUAACAAAUGCCACUGCAAAAGAAAUCAUUGACUUCUUUCCUAAUCAAGAUAGAAAAACUUUACCAGAACCACUCAAACAUUGUAAAGGGUUGACAAAGAAUGUUUCUGUAGAGUGCACAAAACUUUCAUCCACUAAUAAUAUCCGUUUCACAUUCACCACAACCAGUGAUAUUAAAAGUCCACAACCACCAAUCACAUCACUUAUAAAAACACCAAUUACACCUUCGACAACAAUGGAUCAGCCAACCACCAGCACUACGAAGUCUCUCACCCCUGCAAAUAAUCUAUAG
Molecule: messenger RNA, 369 nt
Organism: Lactuca virosa
Lineage: Eukaryota; Viridiplantae; Streptophyta; Magnoliopsida; Asterales; Asteraceae
Source: the annotation of a GenBank genome assembly